Molecule: messenger RNA, 3841 nt
Organism: Athalia rosae (coleseed sawfly)
Lineage: Eukaryota; Metazoa; Arthropoda; Insecta; Hymenoptera; Athaliidae
Exons: 5
Coding region: 166-2706 (846 amino acids)
Molecular function (GO): protein binding
Source: RefSeq, a predicted model, not a curated record
UCGUCUGCUCGUCCGGUUGUUGUUUCUUCGUUGGGCUUUCGCGUCGUUGCUGAACGAGGAAUGCCUGAAAAAAUGUGAUAUUUUCUUGUCAAUUUAGCUCGGAAAUUUGAAAUAAAUUGUAGCGCAAAAAUAGAACGGCGUAUAAAUAGUCUGUGCGUAAUCGGUAUGUCGUCGUGGAGGGAGCCGCGAGAGUCAAGGCCAGUGGACGAUGCUGCUUUGCCACCGCUAGAAUUAAUAUUCGAGCUCAAGUGGAAGAAGCCUGGGAAAUCAUCGCUGUGCACCCAACACGAAGAUAUCAUUGCGAGGAUCGAAAUUCAGGACGCCUCUGACCCGAACUUGGACCUUCCGUCAUUUAAAUCAUACCUGAGCCAGUAUCUGGGUCUGUCAGGGGAUGUAGCUGUUAGCUAUGUAGACGGCGACGGAGACGAAUUACCAAUUGAUUCCGAAUGCGAAUUUUCAGAAGCACUUAAGUUUGCUAGGACUCAAGCCAAAGAAUCCAAGAACGUCCUGUUGCUGAUUGACGAAGUAGAAGGAACCGGCUUUUCUGAGAAAAGUGCUUCCAAGCGGUCAUCUUUGACUUCAAACAGUGCAGGCCUAAUUGUUUUCAAACCCCAAUUAUUACCAACUACUCUAAAAAACAAAAUGCCUAUAAUCCCACUGACUGCUCUCAUGGAAUACGAUAAGAAACCUGAUGGAAGUUGUACAUGCAGCACAACUUUGUCUACGGCAGCGCCUCCAGCUUGGUUCACAAUUUAUAUGGAAAUGUUCAAGAAUGAGAUUGUCCAAGAGGUGUCUAAGAAAGUUAUGGCAGAUGUCACGAUAGCAGUAAAUAAUGGUCGUUCGGAGCGAUGUCCAUCAUGCAGUCACUCCACAUCACAUUGUCGUACUCCACGCGAAUCAAAUGGCGAGGACAAGCAACAUCGUAAGAAGAAGAAGCGUGCUGACGAGCCUGUAGAAUCCAGCGACGCAUUCAGUUCUUCACAGCAGGCAGAUUUGCAACUUCUACGAAAAGUAAAGAAGUUCGAAAAUCGUAAGAAAAAUUUGCAGAAAAAGUUUGAACACAAGUUAGAACAACUCGAAAAGAUGACGCGGAACAUUUGGGAAACCAAAAAUCACAGUCAAAACUCUGCUGCAAUAGCAAAAAGCGUUGAGAAAACCUGCGAGAUUCCUGAAGCUGGUUCCUUUAUUGCUGCAGGCCCUGCUGUGCAACGCGAUUCCAAAAAAGCUGCAGUUACGAAUAUCACGCUCAGCAAUAAAGGUAGAAAUCGUAUGAAUUGCUCUGUAACAGGACAUGAAAUGCUUGAGAAACCAAAUUGCAAAGAUCUCGUGUACGAAAGCGAUUCUGAUAGCGACAACAUCAGCAUUAUCUCUGGAAUUAGUGAUAUGUCUGAUUUAGAACAUGAUUAUAACUUCGAAAUUGUCCAAACUCCUCCAUGUUUUAUUCUGGAUAAACAUCUGAGUAGUUGUGAAACUCAGAAUUUGAAGCUACUCCUGAACGAUCUAGAUAACGGUACUCUGGAAACACCGGUUAAAGAAAGCUAUGGUGCUAUGCAGGAAGUUGAAAGCGAUGGAAAUAAUAACAGAGACUCUCCCAGCUACGAAGUUCUAUCCGGUCCUGCAUCUUCUGCCUCGUCUAUCCACUUAGUCGAAGAUUAUUUCCACACGAGUGGCGCUGCCACUAAUUUGAUUAACCUGAACCAAGACGACCCCGAUACAAACAAUGGCUCUAUCUUUGUGGUUGAUCCGCAGGGUAAGGAUUCAGAUAAAAAUAUCGUGGAUGAAACAAACGAUUUGAGCGAAAUGUAUUUAGACAAACGACCCGGAGGUGCUUAUGCCUUUGUCAACGAAACUCUACCCAGUCACGCUACUAAAGAUACCUCUUCGCACAUGUCCAAGUCAGAGACAAAUGUGGAACAGUUUGGAGAAGAUCACUGCAAUUUGAAUUUGACCAUGAAGAGUUCUCAUCCGAGCUAUGAAACUAAAGAAAAAGUUCGCACCGACAAAGUAGAAACACCUACCAUGAGCCAGUCGCAUUCCACUUUUGAAUCUCAAACAUCAGACUCGCAGGGAGUGACCCAAGAAUCUACUCACAGCUUCAGUUCUCACACUUCUCAUGGCACAGGCAGCAGCGUUUAUAAUUUCACGCAAGCUCAGACAAGAGCCACGUAUCCUGUUCCAAAGUAUACCGUUUUUGAUAACAAUGCUUCGAAGGGCCUUCGAGAAAAGAAGUAUACCUGUCAUGAAAAUAAUCUUGGAGCAAGGGGCUGCCAGGGUAAGAAAAGUGAAAAAAGUAGCAAUUCCCAAGGCAAAUAUCAGCGUGUUAUUACGAGCGAAGGUACAGCCUGCGCAUUCACUGAGCAGCCACAAAAAACGAGCCCUAAAAGUGGUACUCGUGAGUCAUCCCCAGAGUUCGGUCGCGCGGUCUAUGAUUCUGUCCACAUAUUGCCUGAAACAUUGGUAUCCGGAGCAGUGACGGUCGCAUCAAGUGCCUACUCAACAGCACGCAAAGUAAUCGAGAGAAUUCGUAAUAUGCAAACGGGAGAACUCUACGACAACGUAGAGAACGGAGUAACGAUUAGCACGGAUGUCGAUGAAUAUUCUGCUGUACUGGAAGAAAUGGGUUUUACAAACAUAGAUUUGAACGCCCGACUUCUUCGCCAAUUCAACUACGACAUACCCAGAGUAAUCAGUGAGUUGGUUCAGUAAAAUUUUAUCUUAAGCUACCAGUGUUCGUAUACCGAACAACUAUGGCGUUACCGUUAUUAAUCUCACGGAUUAUUAUAGUGUGAAUUUUAAACAAUGUCGAUACGUAGAAACGAAAAAAAAAUUAUUCAUGAAUAAAAAUUAUUGAGAAACGUUGGAUAAAAUUGAACGAUUAAUGUGAUCGGUCCUAAAGAAAACGAAAUGGGUGAUUGAAGUUCAUAUUCAAUACAAAUCGAUUAGAAAAGUGUGAAGUAAAUUUUGUCUCUCCGCUGUUCUGAUAAAGCUGCUGACCCAUGCCUAGAAUUCAGAAUAAUAUUUUGAUACAGAAGAUGGUAUAUUGAUGAUAUAAUUGAAAUUAUGACAGAAUUCAUAGACUGCGAAUAUUGGCUGUGUUGAACCCUUAGUAAAAAUGAUUAUAAAGCGGAAGGAACAAAUUAAUGAAAUAAUAUACAGAAGAAUCAAUAUUGAAAAAAUUUAAUCAGAAGUUACUAUUCGGUUACCGAAACAGACGUAAUAAAAUAUGUUAAGGUGUCCUGAGGUUAAAUAUUAUUUAUCAAUAUAAUAAUCUAACGAACGAAUUCGUGAAAUUUUGGUUCAAUUUUUAAUACUUUUUUCUAUUAUUAUGAUUAUUUUUAUUAUUGACACUCUGCUUCACAAUCGAACAGAAAAUAUAAUUUGUUGCCCACUGCGCACCGGUAGAGGCAUAGCGUCUUUGAUUAUCGUAUCACCGAAUUUAGAGUAGAAUCAUAGAUAUAUUGAGCUAGAAAAAUAUUUACGAUUUAUCAAUCGAACGAAAAAAUUUUAUUCGAUAGUUGGAACAUAUAAUUAUAGCUGUAUAGCUGACACUCGACAACUGAGUGGGUCACAUGAAAAAAUCAAAAACAUCUAACUUAUAAAUGUUACAACAAAAAAAAAAUAAAAAAAACUGAACGAAAAAAUAUAUAAAGAGGAAAAUAUAAAUACAUUCAACAUACAUAUUUUGUGUCUUCUUGCUAGUAGCGAAGACGUUUAUCUUAAGUUGUGGUGGAUGUUUUAUGAUACUAUACGUAAGAUCCAUAUUGCGACAUGCAGAUUAAAUAAAAUAUAUUGUAUGGAAAAUGACAUGUAUUGAUUCGACAUAAUAAAGAAAAGAAACGAA